This is a messenger RNA of Melospiza melodia melodia, 9507 nucleotides long. RefSeq names its product ectopic P-granules 5 autophagy tethering factor (gene EPG5). The transcript is spliced from 44 exons. Lineage: Eukaryota; Metazoa; Chordata; Aves; Passeriformes; Passerellidae. Gene Ontology annotation, cellular component: cytoplasm. Gene Ontology annotation, biological process: autophagosome maturation. The coding region runs from base 27 to 7739 and encodes 2570 amino acids. The record is from RefSeq and is a predicted model, not a curated record.
GCCGCCUGAGCGCGGGGAGCGGGGCCAUGGCCGAGGCCGUGCGACCCCCGCGCCGCGCCCGCUCCCGCCCCAAGGAAAAAAAGAAAAGAAGUAAUGAGGAGCCCCAGGUACAAGAGCCUGAUGAUGUUUUCCUGCCUCCUGUGGCAGAAGGGUCUUCUCAAGCCGUGAGAGUGCAAGUGGAACAUACUGCAGAAUUCACAGAAAUUCAGCUCAGAGAUGAAGUAGAAAAUAGAAGAACUGUAACUGAUGUGUCUGACACCCCCCAAAAUAAUUUAUCCUCAGCAAAUGAAGGGGCUCUGGCAGUGGCUCUGGAGCCUCCCAAAGGUGCAGAAGAGGUCAAAGCUGAUUCUUCCCAGGAGGAAUGUGUGGGGGGCGUUGAGAAGAGCGAGUUGGACAAACCCCAGAGCCCUGUGGAGGCAGGUGCUAGUGGAUCUAGAAAUCCUGACUUACUGAGCAGUACCUUUCAGUCCAGUACUGCUCCCCCUCUGUCAGUGAUGGGCUUUGUGCAGGGCAGAAGAGCUGAAAACCGACCAGACUUCAGAGAUCCUCUCUCCUGCUCUUCAGAGAAGCUUCCCCCCAGCGCCGAGAAGUGCAAGGCGCGCGUUCCGCGGCCCGUGUACCCAGACCUGUCCCUGGAGCUGUCCUACGAGAGGCCCACCAUCGUGGCAGUGAAGCCCCUGCUGCACCACGAGAGGCUGUACCCAGAGCUGCCCUCCGAGCCAGAGCUGGUGCCUUUCACCAGGGAGCAGCUGAAGAUCUUUGAGCCCUGCUCCUGGCUGGAGAACGUCGACUCCUACGCCGAGGAGUUCGAGAGCGUGGCUCACCAGGACAGGCACGAGUUCUACGAGCUGCUCCUGAACUACAUGCGCUGCAGGAAGCAGCUGCUCUUGGCUGAGGCAGAGCUGCAGGCCAUGGCAACGGACUGCCAAAAUGUGAAGGGGAGAUUAUGGACUUUCAAGGAACAGCAGAAAACUGUGCAGGGAGUGUGUGCAGAUCAGUGCAAGGUGACAGGCCACCACCGCUUCCAGACAGUGGAGCUGAAUGAGGGCGUGCUGGGGGAGCUGAAGAAGCUCUUUGAGGCCAAAGCAGAGCACGUGCACCAGACGCUGGCGCUGCACUCGUACACCUCGGUGCUGUCCCGCUUGCAGGUGGAGUCCUAUGUUUACAGGCUGCUCAGCAGCUCGUCCCUGCUGAGAUCCGUGGCCCUGCAGCAGCAGGAGCAAGUUUCAAAGCAGUCAGAAAAUCUGUCUUCAGACCUGAGCCAUCUGAAGGAAUGUAUCAGUGUCCUUUUCAGCUUCACUCGCAGGGUUAUUGAAGAUCCUCAGUUUCACAGUGACCUUCUCAUGUGGCUGCAGAGACUGGUGUCUGUGCUGCAGAGAAUUGGCUGUCCAGGUGACCACCUCUUCCUCUUCAACCACAUCCUUCGGUGUCCAGCUGGCAUCAGCGAGUGGGCUUGUCCAUUCAUCCAGAUCAAAGUCUUGGGUAACCCAUCGGGUGUCUUUCAUUUCAUGCAAUCUCUUGCCUUGCUUAUGUCUCCUGUCAAAAAUCGUGUGGACUUCAUGUGCCAUAUGAAACCAAGUGAAAGGAAAAGUUCCUCUUCUUCUGGGAAGGAAUCUGGGAACUGGACUCUGGUAGAUGAAGGAGGAGAGGAGGAUGAGGAUCCUGAAACAAGCUGGAUUCUGCUCUUGGAAGAUGACUUGAUUGCUCUGUUGUCACAGUUCCCAUUUCACGAGCUCUUUCAGCAGUUCCUCGGGUUUACAUCUGAAGGUGCUUAUUUUCCUGAAAAAACAUCUCCCCAGAAGAUGAUGAAGAUUUUUGCCUUUGCAAACUCCUUAGUGGAACUUCUGUCUGUGGGAUUAGAAACGUUUAACAGAGCACGGUACCGGCAGUUUGUGAAGAGAAUUGGUCAGCUCAUCAAGAUGACACUGUGUCAUGUGAGUGACCACUGGGCCCAGUAUGUUAGUGGCAAUAAACAAUAUGGAUCAGUAGAACACCCCUACUCUGUGGAAAAAUUGCAGCUGGAGUUUGAUGAGCUGUUUUUUAGAGCUGUUCUACAUGUUCUGAAGGCAAAAAGGUUGGGAGUCUGGCUGUUCAUGUCUGAGAUGCCUUAUGGAACCUUGUCCAGCAGCAUGCUUUGGAGGCUCUUCUUUGUCAUGCACUGUGCUGAGAACGAGCACCUGGAGCAGCUCUGCUCUACUCUUCAACCCGCUGACUACAAGCAGAGACUCAAAGAUCCAGAGCACCUUGCACAGUUUGAGAAGUAUCUCCAGUCAAUGAACUGCUCAGAAGAAAUUUGUCUGCUCACCACAUUUGCUCAGAUGGCACAAACCAAACGGGCUGAUGUUGAUGAGGAUUUUAUCAAAAUUGUUGUUUUGGAGAUAUAUGAGGUGUCCUAUGUUAGUCUUUCCACAAGGGAGACGUUCUCCAAGGUUGGUCGGGAGCUCUUGGGAGCCAUUGCCAGCAUCCACACACAGAUCAUUUCUGUGCUGCUGGAUCGGAUUAGAGAGACCAUUGAGAAGGUGGGGAUGGUUUCUUUAUAUCUGUUUAAAGAACUGCCCCUGUACCUGUGGAAGCCUUCUUCAUCCGAGAUAGCCCUGAUCCGUGACUGGUUGUUGAACUACAGCCUGACAGCAGUGGAGAAUAAACUGGCUUGCAUUAUCUUGGAAGGGCUGAACUGGGGGCUUGGUGAGCAUCAGAAUACUCUUCACCUGGAUCCAGCUGUCCAUUCUGAAGUUGCAUUGAUGGUCCUGGAAGCAUAUCAGAAAUAUCUCUCCCAAAAACCAUAUGCUGGGCUGCUUUCUGAAAGCAUAAAACAGGUCUCCUACCUGGCCAGCAUCGUUCGCUACGGGGAGACCCCAGAGACCUCCUUCAAUCAGUGGGCCUGGAGUUUGGUUCUGAGGCUGAAGCUGCACAGGAAUGACCGUGGGGUGCAGCAGAGCGGGCUGGCCGCUGUCCCCGCGUGCGACGCCGCGCUGGACGCGGCCGAGGCGGUCACGCUGCACCCCCUGCUCAAGGCUGUCAAGGCAAACGUCCCCAUCGGCUGCUACCUGGCACUGGCAAUGACCACCCUGGGACACAGCAUCGAGAAAUUCUGUGCUGAAGGGAUCCCUCUUUUGGGUGUACUAGUCCAGUCUCAACAUCUGAGAACAGUAGUCCAUGUGCUGGAUAAAAUUUUACCCUUGUUUUACUCUUGCCAGUAUUACCUCCUGAAGAAUGAACAGUUUUUAUCUUAUGUGGAACUGUUCCUUCAUCUGGACAGUGGAGUCCCUCAAGGGGUGACCCAGCAGGUUACCCACAAAGUGACACAGCACUUGACAGGAGUGAACUAUGGAGAAAAUGUUAAGCUGCUCAGUAGUAUGAUACAGACUCACAUUUUCCUGAGUGACCGCCCGAAUGGAGUGGGGCCAGCUGCAGUCCUGGAGUUCUGGGUGCAGGUGCUCACCAGCCAGCAGCUGUGGCACAGGGACAGGGCCACGCUCUGCCUGCUGGAUGACUUGUGCAAAGCUGCCUUCCAGUACAGCCAGGAGGACUGUGUGCAAAAGCUGCUUUACCAGCAGCACAAGAAUGCUUUGGGCUAUCACUGUGACAAGGGAAUGCUGUCUUCACUGGUCAGCUGGAUCGUGGCAGGCAAUGUCACACCAUCCUUUGUGGAGAGCAGUGCCAACUCCUCUCAGGUCUGGUUUGCAUGGACAGUGUUAAAUAUGGAAUCAAUAUUUGAAGAAGAUUCACAGCUUCGCAGAGUUGUGGAGGGGGAGCUGGUUAUCAAUGCUUUAACUCCUGAUCAGGCUUUGAAGAAAGCCCAGGCCCAGCUGAAGCUGCCCAUCGUCCCGUCCCUCCAGAGGCUCAUGAUUUACCGCUGGGCUCACCAGGCCCUUGCUACCCCUGCAGAUCACCCUCUCAUGCCACUGGUCUGGCAGAAAUUCUUCCUCCUGUACCUUCACCGACCAGGACCACAGUAUGGAUUACCUGUAGAUGGCUGUAUUGGAAGACGCUUUUUUCAGAGUGCAGCUCAUGUUAGCUUGCUCAAUGAGAUGAAGCAGCGGCUGACAGAGGUGGCAGACUUCCACCACGCUGCCAGUAAAGCCCUGAGAGUGGAGAGUCCUGAGGGCACUGACAGGUCACCAGAGAAGGCCAGCUGCUCACCUGAUUACCUGACUUCACCUGAGCUGCAUAAGGAACUUGUCAGGCUUUGUAAUGUUUUAAUUUUGUGGUUGGAAGAAGAGAGUUUCCAGAAAGGAGAUACAUACAUUCCCUCUUUACCAAAGCAGUAUGAUGCACAUAGACUUGCUAAAGUCAUGCAGAAUCAACAGGAUCUGUGGAUGGAAUAUGUCAAUGUGGAACUCAUUCACCAUGAGUUUCAGGAAGCUCUGAACCUUUGGCUGCAGGUUCAGCUUGAAUCACAUCCAACCUGUACUUCUGCAGGGGAAACAGAUUUCACCAACCCUUUGUCAGCCAAAGUGAGGAUCAUGAAUAAUUUGAAGAAGCUUGACACUCCCAAGCCCCCUCUGCCUCUGCAGACGAUGAAAGCUCCCGUGCCAGUGAUUUCCUCGGCCACCCUGGUGAGCCAGAGGGACGCGAUCCAGCUCCUGCGCCGGGACCUGAACACCUUGCAGCAGCACGCCAAAACUGCAGCUCUCUGGGAGUCUCAGCAUGUUGCUCUGAACAGUGAGAUCCUGGACACGGUGCCCAAGCUGUAUGUCAACAGGGAGGAGCAGAUCACUCUCCACCUGGAGUGCCGGGGAACUUCAAAUAAAGGCUGCCAGGGAGCAGCCCAGCUCACCAUCCAGUUUGAAGGGAAGCACAAAAAUGAAGCAGUGAGCCAGCAGCUUCAUGCUUUGCGUAAAGAAGUGAGGCAGCUGCAGGCAGAAGCCAUGAAGCCACCUUCCCUGGGUGUUGUGGAAGCAGCUGUGCACGUGGAGAAUUUCAUAACGGCUCUGAUAAAUAUCUACAAGGUGCAGCCUAUGCCUGCAAUCAAGAAAGUUGGAAUUGGUUUGUUUUUUACGCUGGUAGAAUAUGUGUGUGAUGAAACUCAACGUAAUCCUCCCACAAGGCAGUUCUUCACAUCCUGCAUUGAGAUUCUGGGCCAAGUGUUCAUCAGUGGGACCAAAUCAGAGUGCAAGCGUCUGCUCCAGACCAUCCUGCACAACCGGAGGCUCUGUACUCUCCUCUCUCCUUACUUCACUCCUGUAGCCUCUCCCAGUGAAUUUGUGACUUUGUACGAAAAGGUUGUGGCCUUUCUGAGUGAGGAUAACAGCGACGUUGUCUUCAUGCUGCUGACAAAGUUUGACCUGACGCAGUGGUUGAGUGUGGCCAAGCCGCCUCUCGCAGAGCGCACCCAGCUCCUGGAGUCCAUUCACCUGGCCCUCAAUGCAUGUGGCCUGGAACCUGAAGAAGAUAUUUUGAUGCCAUUUAAUAUCUUCUGCAAGCAUUGGACUAACCUUCUCCAGUAUCAGUUCCCUGACCACUACAGUGAUUUCUUAAGGUUGUUCGUGCAAAGCUCGUCAGAGCAGCUUCUAAGCCCUGACUGUUGGAAGGCAUCACUUCAGGCUUUGGGGUGUGAUUCCGCAGUGGCUGAGCAGGGCAGUUUCAAGAAAAGUGAUUCUGCUGAGGGUCCUGUGGUGAGGGAUGCUGCAAAAACUCUGCUCUCCACAGAACAGGUCAGAGAGACAAUAGAAUGGCUUUCUACAUCCUUCUGCAAGCUCCGGCUGGCCUCGGUGGACUUCAGGACUUUUGGCCUGUUUUCAAAAUGGACUCCUUAUGUGGCUGCAGUGAACACGUUCCUGGAGUACCUCAUUAAACGACUGAUUGACACUGAAGUUGCUAAUGUAGCCCAAGAGCCUGUUGGCAGUAGCAGAAUUUUAGCAGCAUUGCAGUCCUUGUACUCAGUCAUUGCUGGACUCUUUAAACCAUGGAUACUGGUCCUGGAGAAAGAAGAUGCAAGUAGCCAGCCCUGCUACCCUUGGCUGGAGAGUGACACUCCUGUAGCCUCCACCGUCGUCAGUCUGUUUGCAGAUUGCAUCAAGCUUUUGCAUGAGAGCUUCAAAGAAAAGCUGUUGCCAAGCCACCAUGGGGCUCUCUGGUUACACCUAAUGCAUUACUGUGAGUGUUGCACAGCCCCCAAAAUGCCAGAGUUUAUUCUCUAUGCUUUCCACACUGAGUUCAGAAGGCUUCCAUGGAAGGAAAUGCAUCCAGACCAGAUGCUUAUGGAGGAGUUCUUUAAAAUCGAAAGAGGCAGCCCCAAGAGUUGUUUCUUGUUCUUGGGUUAUGUUUUAUGUGAAGUAAACUGGGUCAGUGUCCUCUCUGAUGCCUGGAAUCCCAACCCUCACCCUCAGACCCACAGCAUGAUUGUCUGCUUGCUGUACAUGAUGGUCCUGCUGGCAAAGGAGGAACAGCUCAUAGGCGAAGAGGAAUCUCCACUCAUAAAGCUUCUUGGACAGACCAGCUCCCUUCCUUGGCAGCUUGUGGGCAUUUCAUCCUAUGAAAGCAUCAUCAGCUACUGCAACAGUCACUACCCUCCCUCUGUUAUCCUUGCUAAGGAUGCUGGAGCUGAACUGAUCAUGAAGCUCCUGAAAAUCUCAGCUGGCUUUGGGGCAUCUUCAGAUAGUCACAUCCACCUUGAUGCAACUCUGAAGUGCCGAGUGUACAUUCGUCAGGUGGUUCAGUUCCUCAGCACCUUAGAACAAAGUGGAAAGAUAACCCUUGCAGUUUUGGAGCAAGAAAUGGCUAAGUUGCUAGAUGAUGUAGUCAUCUUUAAUCCCCCAGACAUGGACCUGCAGACGCGCCACCUGGCCCUCAGCAGCCUGUUCACGGAGACGCUGAUGAUGCUCAACAACUCGAGCAUCACCACGGCUGAGUCGCUGCGGGGCAGCCUGCGGCGCUGGAUCGAGGGCAGGGUGCAGGGGCUGCUGGCCAUGCCCCUCCUCACAGCCGCCUGCCACAGCCUGGCCUCCGUGCGCCACAUGGCCGAGACCACCGAGGCCUGCAUCACCUCCUACUUCAGCCACGAUUCCCCUCACCACCAGGAGUUGGGCUGGGGCCCAAUACUUGCUUCCCUCCAAGUUCCUGAGCUAACCAUGGAAGAAUUCCUGCAGGAGUGCCUGUCCUUAGGGAGUUACCUGACCCUCUAUGUGUACCUGCUGCAAUGCCUGAACACUGACCAAACCCUUACCAAUGAAAUGAAGAUCCUGCUGACCAUCAGCAAAUGGCUGGAGCAGGUGUACCCCAGCUCAGCAAAGGAAGAGGCAAAGCUGUUUCUGUGGUGGCACAAAGCCAUGCAGCUGUCCUUGGUGCAGCUGGAGCAGGAUGACCCCGUGCUGAUUGAAUCUGUCAUCUGGACCCUGCUGUCCAUCCAGGCCCGGCAGAGCCAGCUGGCUGAGGAGAGGCUCACUUCUGGAAUACUUGGUGCUAUUGGGCUGGGCAGGAGGUCUCCUCUGUCACCCAGGUUCCGCGUGGUUGCGCGCAGUUUGUCCGCCUUCCUGCUGGUGCAGAUCCCUGCCGAGAGCCAGGUGCGCCUCAGGGCCGGCUCGGAGCCCAGGCUCUCUCAGAAGGCUCAGCAGGCACUGAGUGCUCUCGAAGCCAUGUCAUCCAACAAACAAUACAUGGAUUACCAGGAGCAGCUCUCCCAGGCCUGUGUGUUCAUCAAGCACCCUGAGCACUGCCUUCAGGAUGGCAAUAACCUCCUGUCCCUGCUGGUGAACACGCUGUACCCAGAAGUGCAUUUUUUGGACAGCAUUCGGUAGCAGCGCCGGGUGGGCAGUGGCUCUGGUUUACAAACAGUGUCCUUAUUGCACAAAUGAUUUUUACCUUCAGAGUUCCACUUUAAUUAAGUCAGACCUGCGAAUAAGAACAACUACACAGUGUCAGUUUUCUCCACUUCAAGAUUUUCUUGCUUUCCAUUUGAGUUUUAGGCCUGUGGAAUUGCUUAAUGGUUUGCAGUUUGGGGGGGGAGGUUGUUGUUUUGUUUUUGGGUUUUUUUUUUUUUGACUGAAAGCACUUGAAUAUCUUCUGUGUGUGGUGCCCUUUGGAGAGAAGGGUGCCUGGGGAUAGGUGUACAAAUCACUAGUCAGCACAGCUCACUGUAGUGUCUGAAGUUUUUGCUUGGUGCCUUUUUUUAUUUUCCAGUGUGUCAUCAUUCAGGCCAGUUCAAAAAUGAGCGGAGGAUUGUGUGUACAAGAGGUUUGACUUUCUUAACCAGGAUCCCUCUGAGUCUUACCUGAUGAGUGUGUGUCUAGCGAUUUUUGUGAAAUCCCUGUAUUUGAAAGGAUGGUAUUUUAAAUCUUGACUUUUUUGCUAUCCCACAGAAAUCCAUAGUUUAGAGGCAUGCCUACAAUCUUUACCCACUUCUGUAAAUAUCAGCACAAAUGGGAACUAAGAACAUUGUUUUUUUCCUGUUUUCUAAACAUAGUGUGUCUGCAUCUAUAUUGCUUGAUUAAAUACAAGUAACUUCUAGCCAAGUUCAAGGGGAUUUAAAUCCAGAGACAUAUUUUCUGGAUCUCCAGUGUCUGAGAGGGGAGCAGUCAGUUAGGAUCAUGUUAAAGAGGAUUUCUUAAUUCCUUAGUCUGAUUGUUUAGGAAAUGUUUAACCACCACCACCACUUAAGCUUAUUUUCUUCUGCCUGGCUGGACAUGACAUAACAGAAUUUUAGAUGACACUGUGAAGAGGUAUUUUUGUUGUAUUAAAUUUGGUGAUCACUUGUUAAAAUUCUGUUGCCAAAGCAUGAACCAUGAGCCUGUAAAUCUGUUGUUUCAGCUGAAUGAUCACUGGUUUUGUUGCCUUGUCUGAUCAUAAGAUGCAGUUUUGUUCAGGAAAAGCAGAAGGCGAAUUUUUCCUGGUGCUUGUUUUGAUGUCCCUUUAAUCACUGGUGUGUUUGAGCUGGCCCAAGGUCCUGCAGUCCCAGUCCCUACGGCUCUGUGAAGGAACUGAUCACUUUUUCUCUUCCUCCAUUAAUUGUGCCUUUGUGUUUUUGACAUGGUUGCACGUUAAAACAUGAGUUCUGGUCAAUAGGGGAUAGAAAUGUGCUACCUACUGGUCAAUGAUGCUUUGAGCUGUUGCUCUUAAGCCAUGGUUCUGGUGCUAGAGGACAGAUCACCUUUUCCUUCUCAGCAGAUUCUGCUAAUUAAGCCAGCUGGGUCAUUAGAUCACCAUCAUUUCAAUGUGGUCUUAGAGUUCUUUGCUCUAUCUGCGAGCCUAUAAAUAAAUAUAUAUAUGUACAUCCCUCUGUAUAGUAACCAGAUACCAAUGCAGCAUGGUUUUUAACAGACUCUUUUGGAAAAUUCAUGUCUGGAGGAAUACAUUCUGCUGCUUUUCCCCCCAAAGACUUAAAAAGCACUGGGUUUAUUAGGUUAAAUGUUGUUGAUCAGUUGCAUAUAAAUGUGAAGAAGUCACAAGUACGUGUUUGACAUGCACUUUCGAAAUGAGGAAUUGUUUCAGCUGUUGAGUUUUUACAAAUGUUGUAUUUAUAACAUGCUCUGUCUGCAAAGACCCUGCAAAAUAAAAACGGAAAAUCAA